This is a messenger RNA of Mesoplodon densirostris (Blainville's beaked whale), 644 nucleotides long. Its product is annotated as histone H2A type 2-C. The transcript has a single exon. Gene Ontology annotation, molecular function: protein heterodimerization activity; DNA binding; structural constituent of chromatin. Bases 35 to 424 code for a protein of 129 amino acids. Lineage: Eukaryota; Metazoa; Chordata; Mammalia; Artiodactyla; Ziphiidae. Gene Ontology annotation, cellular component: nucleosome. The record is from RefSeq and is a predicted model, not a curated record.
CUGAGCUCUAGGCCUUGUAGCAUUAUAUUCAGUUAUGUCUGGCCGCGGAAAGCAAGGAGGCAAGGCCCGCGCCAAGGCCAAGUCGCGGUCGUCCCGCGCAGGUCUGCAGUUCCCGGUGGGGCGAGUGCACCGUCUCCUACGCAAAGGCAACUACGCUGAGCGGGUGGGGGCUGGUGCCCCCGUGUACAUGGCGGCAGUCCUUGAGUACCUGACCGCCGAAAUCCUGGAGCUGGCGGGCAACGCGGCCCGAGACAACAAGAAGACGCGCAUCAUCCCUCGUCACCUGCAGCUGGCUAUCCGCAACGACGAGGAACUGAACAAGCUGUUGGGCAAAGUCACCAUCGCCCAGGGUGGCGUUUUGCCCAACAUCCAGGCCGUUCUAUUACCAAAGAAAACCGAAAGCCACAAAGCCAAAAGCAAAUAAAUCCAGACAAAGUGAACCAAAGACCAAAGGCUCUUUUUAGAGCCACCCAAGUUUUCAAAAAAAGAGCUAAUGCGCUGUUUCGUGAUCAGCCCUUCAUUUGACACUUUGGUGGCUCUUAAAAGAGCCUUUGGGGUGAGUGGGGUUGGUGUCAAGCCUCCUAAUUACUUAUUCUUGCCAGGCUUGUGACUCUCCGUUUUCUUGGGCAACAAGACUGCCUGGA